Bicyclus anynana (squinting bush brown) is the source of this 3677-nucleotide messenger RNA. It is a transcript of the gene PNUTS, whose product is annotated as serine/threonine-protein phosphatase 1 regulatory subunit 10. Gene Ontology annotation, molecular function: metal ion binding. Lineage: Eukaryota; Metazoa; Arthropoda; Insecta; Lepidoptera; Nymphalidae. Bases 469 to 3489 code for a protein of 1006 amino acids. The transcript is spliced from 5 exons. The record is from RefSeq and is a predicted model, not a curated record.
AAUCAUUCAGCUUCUCGCUCGCUUGUCGUGUGCUCGUUGGAUCAGCGACUGCUAUCGGACGGAUUGAAGGGUCUUCUGUCGCUGGCCUAUUUUAAGACUCCUUUGUUUGUGUAUAAUACAUAAAAUAUCUCAAUAAUUAUUAAUUUUAUUUAAAUACAUAGGAUAAUAAGUAGACUUAAAAUUGAAAAAUAUAAUUAUAGCAGCAUAUAAUUAUAGAAACUUUAUAAUAAUUAUAUUAUUGAACACGUCGGUGUUACGAUAUAUUUAUUAAAGGAAAUAGUGUAUAUUGAAAAGAAUGAACUUAAAGUACUAUACGUGUUUAAGAUAUGUGUAAAAAAUGGUUUACAAACCGUUUAAUUGACUUCGAAAUUAUGAGCCGCCAUUUUGUAAUGCUACAAGCAAGGCGUGGCACAUGAUUGUGCACCACGUCAUCUCACCUUGUUGAAAUUAACACGCAAUAAUUAAAGCAUGCCCCGCAUAGACCCCAUCCAGUUAUUAAAUUGCCUCAGUGUGCUUAUGUCACCGAAUGGAGGCAUCAAAAGCAGGGACGAAGUUCAUAGAUUAGCUGGCUUAAUGACCAAGUAUUCCAAGAAGCUAGUAUCUAAGUGUAUAUAUAUACAAAUACUUAAAUGUACAGAGAAUGAUUUGUUAGGAUUAUUCAUGGGAUCCGGUGGUUGGCGUUUGGUGCACAUGUGGCUCACUGAGAGCAUAGUUGCUCAGAACUGGCCGCUUGUGCGAGAACUGUUAGAGUUAUUACUAUUGUGUCCUGUUGAUAUAGAAAGACUUAAAACUAACAACUGUCCUAAACUUGUCAAGGAGCUGUCGAAGGAUGGGAAUCAUUUUGCAAUCAGAGCUCUGGCUUCAAAGCUAGUUGAACAGUGGCUCAAAACGGUCAAAGGUGAACAUGUAAUAAGCAUCCAAUUAACAGAUAUAUCAAAAAUAAUUGCUGAAGCCCAAGUAGAAGUAAAAACAGAGACAAUUAAUCUUGAUGCUUCAGAUAAUGAAAUAGAAAAGAAACCUGUAGAUUUAGAAAAUUCUGUGAUUGUUGAAAAUGGUAUUAAAGAGGAAAUAACUGGAAUUGAAUCUGUUAAUUCUACAAAUAUUAUUAAUGAGCCUGUAGUAAAAGAGGAAAUUAAAGAGGAGGAUACUUUGCCUGUACUGAAAAUUACUCUAAAAAAUGGUAAACAGGUAGUAACACAAGUUGAAGAUGAUGAUAAAGUCCGUGAGGAUACACCUGAAAAAGAUAAAAGCAAAGAUAAGCAUAGAAGUAAAAGUAAAGAUAAGUCGCAUGAUAAAAAUAGGAGCAGUAGCUCUUCAAGGUCAUCAUCCAGUUCCUCCAAACAUUCAAGCAAAUCUAGUGAUAAACAUAGAAGUAGCAGUAAAGACAGCUCUAGUAAACAUAGUAGUAAAGAUAAAUCAAGAGAUAAGGACCGCCAUUCAUCUCACAGCUCCAAAUCCAAGAGCAGUAGUAGCAGCUCUAGUAGUUCUAAGAAGAGUUCUAGUAGCACCAGUAGUAGUAGUAGUAAGUCUAAAGAUGAACAAAUCUCUGAGAAAGAUAAGGUUAAAGAAAAAGAUGCAGUAGUCAAAGAAAGAAAAUUAUCUUCAGAGAAAGUAGAGGAGAAAAAUUCAAGUCCUUCUAUACAGAAACUAGGUAAAAUACCCAAAUUGAGUGAUGUGAAAAAAGAAAAGCCUUCAAUAUCCAUUGAAGUGCGGAAACCUGAUGAACCAAAACCCAAAACUGUGAAAACAUUUCAUUCUAAAUUUAGGAAUCAUGGUCUGGCCGAAGAAGUUAAACCACCACCUUCGAGGGCAGCUUUGCUAAAUAAAAAGCCUCCUCCUCCUAUAUUGCCACCAACAGUCUCCAUACCGAAGAGGCCCUCACCUGUCCACAAUGAAACACCACCAGAGAAAAAACCCAAGACUGUUGUUGAAAUGGCUGAAAAACCUGGAUCUAUUAAAUUAAUUCCAGCCAAACCGAAACCUAUGGUCCUACAAGAGAGUGAUAUGUUUAUGGAUGCGUUGAAUGCGUCUGCAACAAAUAAAAAAGAACCCAAGAAAAGGAAGCGGCGUACAAGUGGAUCAAAAGAUGCGUCAACUGAUGGGUCUCCUCCGCAUACUCCCACCAGUCCGACCAGUGAAAGUAAAUCGGUCCCCCCGAGAUUUUAUCAAGACACCCUGGAAGAAGAUAAUAAAGAGAAGAGUCCUGAUAAUAAAGAUAAGAAAACUACAGAAAUUGCUAAAGAAAUUAAUAAAGAAAAUACUGAGAAAGAAGUUUCUGAAGACAAGAAGGCGGAAGAAAUUAUGGACACCACGGAACCGCAUACAUUAACUGUAAAUGGUUUAAAGGGUGUACUUUGUUAUCACAAACGUAAAGGUCCCAAGAAAAGUAUUAGGUGGAAGCCUGAUUCAGAACUAGAAGAAGUUCAAUACUUUGAACUAGAUGAAACAGAAAGGGUCAAUGUCACAAAAACGUUUACUGAUAUGAAGCAUCUGGAAAGAAUUCACGAAAGGGAGGCUUUCCAGAAAGCUAGAAAUCUUAUUAAUGAUGACGUCAUGGAAGAACGGACUAGCUGGAGGCCUUUAAUACCUAUCGAAGCUGAAGGCCAAGUUUACAUAGAAUAUGGUAAAAAUAGCAAAGAAAAAGAUAUACAGGCGAUUCGACAAAAGGGUACACUGCAACCUCUGUAUUUCCAUAAAGCCAUGAUACCAGAUUCACCUCAUGAGCCGGAUCCUGAGACUCAUACAUAUUCUGAGCCUGUAGUUAUACCCUUAGAGGACGUCACUGGCAAUCAAGAUAAUAUUAGUGAUUUUAGAACUAUGCCAUGGCCAGAACCGAAAGGUAACGCGCCUCCUUCAAACAGCAGUAGCAUGAAUGUUCCCACGAUGUUCCCCGCGGGAAUAUCACAAUUCCCAAAUAAUUUCCCUCCUGGUCAGUUCCCUGGUGUACCAGGUUUUCCACCAGGACAGCCAAUGAUGCCUGGAGAUUGGCCGAAUGGAGUUCCUAAUAUAAUGCCUAACGGUAUGCCGGUUCCCAUGCCAGCCCCGGGUAUGGCUCCAGGCAUGGUCCCUGGCCCAAUGGGUCCAGGUCCUAUGCCCCCGGUGAAUAUGCCUCCAGGAAUGAUAGUACCGCCUGAUAAUAUGAUGAUGGGUCCAGACAUGUUCGUGGGACCCAAUAUGUUCGCUGUACCACCAGAAGGAUUUAACAUGCCACAGAAUAUGUUUCCUCCUGUUGACUUUAAUAUGGCUGGUCCUCCCGGUCCAGACGGAUUUGCUCCGCCUGGAAACUUUAGAGGUGCAAUGCGGGGUCGUGGCGCGGGCGGCCAUUGGAGAGGCAAACAAUCUGGUAACUGGGAAGGACCCCAGCGAGGCCGGGGGGGACGUGGAGGAAGUAACCGCAAAACUGUUUGUAUAUAUUUCCAAAGAAAAGGCUCAUGCCGACAAGGUGACAAUUGUACAUUUUUACAUCCAGGUGUCAAUUGUCCAUAUUAAAAUUUAAGAAUAUCCACUUUAUUUUAAUGUAAAAACGUAUGAACUAAUUUUAAUAACUGGGUAGAUAUACAUAAGAUAAAAUAUUAAUUACCUAGUUCCAAAAGACUGUUUAAUGUAAAUAGAUAAUAUUUUGUACAUACUGUAAAGAAUUUAAAAAAUAGUGAUAAUAAAAAAUUCUUUUUAUUUUA